UCGCCAUGGCAAUGGGCGGCGGUGGCGGCGUCCCAGAGCAAGAAGACUCGGUGCUGUUCCGGCGUGGCACAGGCCAGAGUGAUGAUUCUGACAUUUGGGAUGACACAGCAUUGAUAAAAGCUUAUGAUAAAGCUGUGGCUUCAUUUAAGCAUGCUCUAAAGAAUGGUGACAACUGUGAAGCCUCAGACAAACCAAAAGGCACAUCUAAAAGAAAACCUACGAAGAAGAAAAAAAGCCAAAAGAAGACUCCCACGACUUCAUUGAAACAGUGGAAAGUUGGUGAUAAAUGUUCUGCCAUUUGGUCAGAAGACGGCUGCAUUUAUCCAGCUACCAUUGCUUCAAUUGAUUUUAAGAGAGAAACCUGCGUUGUGGUUUACACUGGAUAUGGAAAUAGAGAGGAGCAAAAUCUGUCGGAUCUACUUUUCCCAACUUUUGGAGGAGUUAGUAAUAUAGACCAGAAUGCUCAGGAGAAUGCUCAAGAGAAUGAAAUUGACAGUCAAAUUUCAACAGAUGAAAGUGAGAACUCCUCCAGGUCUCCUGGUAAUAAACCAAAUGACAGCAAGCCUAAAGCUACUCCGUGGAAUUCCUUUUUACCUCCACCACCCCCAGUGCCAGGGUCAGGAGUGGGACCAGGAAAGCCAGGCCUAAAAUUCAAUGGCCUACCACCACCACCACCACCACCACCACCACCACCAUCCUUCCUAUCAUGCUGGCUACCUCCGUUACCUUCUGGACCACCAAUAAUUCCCCCACCACCUCCCACAUGUCCAGAUUCUCUUGAUGAUUCUGAGGCUCUGGGAAGUAUGUUAAUCUCUUGGUAUAUGAGUGGCUAUCAUACUGGCUAUUAUAUGGGUUUCAGAAAAAAUCAAAAAGAAGGAAAGUGUUCAGAUAUCAAUUAAGGAG
Orycteropus afer afer is the source of this 903-nucleotide messenger RNA. RefSeq names its product survival of motor neuron protein-like. Gene Ontology annotation, cellular component: nucleus; cytoplasm; precatalytic spliceosome. Gene Ontology annotation, molecular function: RNA binding. Gene Ontology annotation, biological process: mRNA processing; regulation of alternative mRNA splicing, via spliceosome. Lineage: Eukaryota; Metazoa; Chordata; Mammalia; Tubulidentata; Orycteropodidae. The record is from RefSeq and is a predicted model, not a curated record.